Arctia plantaginis is the source of this 1371-nucleotide messenger RNA. NCBI's taxonomy places the organism in Eukaryota, Metazoa, Arthropoda, Insecta, Lepidoptera, Erebidae. The record is from the annotation of a GenBank genome assembly.
AUGGGCGGAAGGGUUGAAAAUGUGGGCAUACUUGCCAUGGAAAUAUAUUUCCCUUCGCAAUACGUGGAACAAACAGAAUUAGAAAAAUUCGACGAAGUGUCUACCGGCAAGUAUACAAUUGGACUUGGACAGAAUAGAAUGGGCUUUUGCUCAGACAGAGAAGAUAUUAACUCGAUUUGUAUGACGGCGCUACACAGGUUAAUAGAGAAAAAUAAUAUCAACCUUCAUGAUAUUGGACGCAUGGAAGUUGGAACUGAGACUAUUAUUGAUAAGAGUAAAAGUGUGAAGACCUACCUCAUGACCUUAUUUGCUAAGGAGGGAGCAACAGAUAUUGAGGGCAUUGAUACGACAAAUGCCUGCUAUGGUGGUACCGCAGCUCUUUUUAAUGCAGUGAAUUGGGUGGAAUCUUCAUCAUGGGAUGGUAGGAAGGCUAUUGUAGUAGCAGGAGACAUUGCUGUGUAUGGCAAAGGGCCUGCACGCCCCACAGGUGGGGCAGGAGCAGUUGCCAUGCUUAUUGGUCCAGAUGCUCCAUUAAGUUUAGACUGUGGUGUCCGUGCCUCUUAUAUGACUCAUGCAUAUGACUUUUAUAAACCAGAUUUGGCAUCGGAGUUUCCUUUUGUUGAUGGAAAGCUGACAAUCAAAUGCUACCUUAGUGCUUUAGAUAAUUGUUAUAAUUUAUUUUGUAAGAAGAUGCAGAGGGUUGACCCUGACUUUAAGGGCCUUCUGAGCUUAGAUGGCAUGCUGUUCCAUACUCCAUACAGUAAAUUAGUACAGAAAUCACUAGCAAGACUGUGUUUCAAUGACUUUCUUAAUGCAUCACCUGAGCAGAGAAUAAAGCAGUUUCCUGGAUUAUCAAAUUUCAGCUCUUAUAAGUUAGAAGAAACAUACUUUGAUAGAGAUGUGGAGAAGGCAUUCAUGAAGUAUAGUGAAGAGUUAUUUGAAGAGAAGACAAAACCGUCAUUGUAUAUAGCCAAAAAUGUAGGAAAUAUGUAUACUCCAUCAUUAUAUGGUGGGCUUGCGUCUUACCUCAUUAGUAAAUCUCCAGAGCAGCUGAUUGGAAAGAAGUUUGCACUGUUCUCAUAUGGAUCUGGGUUAGCUUCUACUAUGUAUUCCAUUAAUAUUUGCAAGGACAUGAGUGUGGGAUCUAAGCUAGAACGAAUUAUAAGCUCUCUGCAUGACUCUGUGUCCUUGUUAGAUAAGAGACAGUGCAUUGAACCUGGUAAGUUUUCAGAGAUCAUGGAUGUGAGGACAAAGAAUUAUCACACUGCACCUUAUCAGCCAUCAGGUUCAAUAGACACAUUAUUUAAUGGUACAUAUUACCUCAUCGAAAUUGAUGAUCAGAGAAGACGUAGUUACAAUCGGAAGGUUUAA